Molecule: messenger RNA, 606 nt
Organism: Hibiscus syriacus
Lineage: Eukaryota; Viridiplantae; Streptophyta; Magnoliopsida; Malvales; Malvaceae
Exons: 2
Coding region: 1-606 (201 amino acids)
Source: RefSeq, a predicted model, not a curated record
AUGGAUAGAGAGCAGGAAGAGCUUCAAUUCCUGGGUUUCUUUGGCAUAUUGAAAGAAUCAUUGAAGAUCCUCAUUUUUGCUAAUAUUUUGAACAACCAAGAUGCCUUGAAUUAUACACAAGCAGGGACGCCUGGGUACGAUAAAUUGUCUGAUGUAAUAUCAUUCGAAUGGGUUUCGUUUUGGCUCUUCAAAACUGCCUAUUUCACUUUCCUUCUCAUCCUUUCACUCCUCUCGACGUCGGUCGUGGUUUACAUGAUCGCAUGCAUUUACACAGGCAAGGAAACCUCAUUCAAGAAAGUCAUCAGCGUCGUACCCAAGGUUUGGAAGCGGCUUUUCAUGACGUUCCUGUGGAGUUUCGCCAUCGUUUUUGUCUACGGCAUCGCUUCCGGCGUGGUGUUGUUGAUGCCUCUUGCUGUUCUGGGAUUCGGCGGGUUGGGGAUGUCUGCUUUCGUUCUUCUCUUCAUCCCCUACUUGGCGGGACUGGUCUAUGUUUCCUUGGUCUGGCAAUUGGCUAGCGUGGUUUCGGUAAGAAGAUUUCGGGAUGAAAGCCAUGAAGAAGAGCAAGGCGUUGAUAAAGGCCUCAAUAGCACACGUAAACUUGUGUGA